UUGUCUUUCUUUCUCUUCUUACAUGGACAACCAUCUCACAUUUCAUCAGAAAAAGCUGCAAAACAUAUUUUCAUGAGAUGAUGGCUAAGCUACCAUGUAUGAACUAUCAUACAACAGCAUGGUACAUGAAAUACUAGAUUGAUUUUUUUAAAAUUUUUUUAAUCUGGGUGUUGCAUUGCAUCUGUUCUUUUUGAUGUUGUUUCUUGUACCAGACAUGUUUUAGCUGUUUGAGUUUAUCUGAAUCCAAACAUGGAAAUGAAAUUGCUGGCAAAGGGAGUUAAAUCCAAAACUAGAAAGCAAAGUCAGGUGAAAGAGUUUUAAGCUUUCAUGGCAAAAGUAAAGGUGGAGAGUGGUACAACAAUUUAUUGACAAAUAUGGGAAAUGGAAAAGGGUUGUUGCAGUGGUGAAGAAGAAGGUUGAAUCUUUUUUUUUUUUUUUGAGUUGAAGAAGAAAAUAUGCCAACAGUUUGGUUUUCUUUGAAGAGAUCUUUGCACUGUAAAUCAGAGCCAUCAGAUGUUCAUGACCCAAAAACCAGGAAGCAAUUGAGUACAAUAUUGACUAGGAAAGCAGGCAGGUCAGGGUGUUCAAGGUCUAUAGCAAAUCUCAAGGAUGUCAUUCAUGGAAGCAAGAGACAUUUGGAGAAGCCGCCAAGUUGCAGUCCAAGAUCCAUUGGGAGUAGUGAGUUUCUUAACCCAAUAACUCAUGAAGUUAUUCUUAGUAACUCAAGGUGUGAGCUGAAAAUCACUGGUUUUGGAGGGUUCCAAGAUGGUGUCGGUAAUGGUAGUAAUAAUGGAGCUAACGAUGGUGGUGGUGGAUCAACUUUUGUUGGUACUUUAAGGCCUGGAACACCAGGGCCUGGAGGCCACCCAACAAUGCAUUAUUUUAAUCCUUCUUUAAGGAAUACUUCAACUACUCCUCCUAGAAAAUCACCUUUUCUUGUAUCAGAAAGGGAAAAUGCUGGAUUUGGUGGUGGAAACGUUCAUUCAAGCAAUAGAGUUUCUCUUGAGACAGACUCUAAUGGAUGUUCUACUGUGACUUGUCACAAAUGUGGAGAGCAAUUUAGCAAAUGGGAAGCUGCUGAAACUCACCAUCUAUCUAAGCAUGCUGUUACUGAACUUGUGGAAGGUGACUCAUCCAGAAAGAUUGUUGAAAUUAUAUGCCGGACAAGUUGGUUAAAGUCUGAGAAUCAUUGUGGCCGGAUAGAAAGAGUUUUGAAAGUUCACAACAUGCAAAAAACUCUUGCGCGAUUCGAAGAAUAUAGGGAAACGGUAAAGAUUAAAGCAAGCAAACUUCCCAAGAAACAUCCUCGAUGCAUUGCCGAUGGAAAUGAGCUAUUGAGGUUCUAUGGCACAACUGUGGCAUGUUCUCUUGGUCUAAAUGGUUCCUCAAGUCUUUGUAUAUCUGAAAAAUGUUGCGUUUGUCGGAUUAUUAGAAAUGGAUUCUCUGCCAAGAAGGAGCUCAAGGAAGGAAUUGGUGUUUUCACAACUUCUACAAGUGGAAGAGCUUUUGAGUCUAUUCAAAUUCUUGAAGAUGAUCCAUCUAUAAGGAAAGCUUUGGUAGUUUGCAGAGUAAUAGCUGGGAGAGUUCAUAAACCUUUGGAGAAUAUACAAGAAAUGGCAGGCCAAACCGGGUUUGAUUCAUUGGCUGGGAAAGUUGGUCUGUAUUCAAAUAUUGAAGAGCUUUAUCUGCUCAAUCCUAAAGCUCUCCUUCCUUGUUUUGUGGUCAUUUGCAAACCUUGAGGAAAAAAUUCAAUCGCUUAACUUUAGAAGUUAUGACUUGUGAAGUUAUGUGAAUCGUUUUUCCUUUUCUUGCUAGAGGUUUUCCCUCUUCUUUUUGAAAGAUUGGAAAUUUUCAUGCAAUUAUAUUGCUUCUUCCCUGUUUAAGAAUUGUAUUGUAGAUGAAAAAUUCCUGGAAAUUUUCAUAUUCCAAGCUUCAUUGCAGCUUUCUCAAAUACGUACUUUGGUGAUACCUUUCUCAGCCUUUUGGAUAAGAUGAUAAAGAUAUGCACACAUAUAGAUGCCAAUUCAGGAUUUGAAGAUAGAUAAAAUUCUGUCCUC
This is a messenger RNA of Durio zibethinus, 2057 nucleotides long. RefSeq lists its product as uncharacterized. NCBI's taxonomy places the organism in Eukaryota, Viridiplantae, Streptophyta, Magnoliopsida, Malvales, Malvaceae. The record is from RefSeq and is a predicted model, not a curated record.